CUGGGUGGAAGAAUGGGACAUUUUUCAGCACCACUUUUCUUCGCAUUGUGCAUGGCCGUCACGCUGACGCCGCGGAUAAUCACUUAAUAAUGACCACGUGUAAUCAAUAGUGUUCGACCACUUAUUCCCUGUAGUUAAAGACAGCGAUUGAUCGCCGAUUGACCCUUCCACACUACGGGAAUGUCGCUAUCUGGAAGCCCGCUACAGGCACACGGUGGAGUCCAGCGCAUUUCGAACAGUUUUUGCACCGCCGUAGCGUACGUCUCGUUUCAUUCCUCGAAGCUAAAGACAGCCUCUGCUCGGACUGGAGGCGAAUAAAUUUGUCGUUUGAAGAAAAAAACAAAACGGUGACUCCGCCGAAUCGCUAAGCGCUACUUUGAUGCUCUGCCUUCGUGGCUGCGGUGCCAACUUCGUUUCUGCUUCGGUCGUGUGUCUGAUCUUUUUUUUUUGAAUAAGAAGAAGAAGAGAAAAGACUCAAACUUUGUCACCCGUUGCAUUCUUGUUGCUCUCGAUGAGUAGUCUAACAUGCGGAGAAUACGAGAACCGAGUUACUGGUGGAUUUUAUCCUUAAUGUUUUUAACCUUGCCCAAACACAAAGACUGUCAUCCUGUUACAUCAGGUGGCCAACCACACCACGAUGAAGACAGGCACCAUGGGACUUUGGGCGUAAUGAGGGACAGGAGGGCAGCUGGUGACCCCUAUUGGUCCUAUUCAGGAAACCAUGGACCUCAAAGCUGGGCUGCCUCAUACCCAGAAUGUUCUGCGACGAACCAAUCACCUGUGGACAUUGCAGAGGAACACGCUUUGGUUUCGGAGGAGUACCAGGAGCUGGUGCUGGACAAGUUCAACGCUGAGACCUCCAACCAGACCACCAUGACAAACACAGGAAAGACAGUUGCUAUUCUCCUGAAGGAUGACUACUUUGUAAGAGGUGCUGGACUUCCAGGGCGUUUUAAGGCUGAGAAGAUGGAGUUCCACUGGGGCCAUAGAAAUGGAUCAGCAGGCUCAGAACACAGCAUAAAUGGCAGAAGGUUUCCUGUUGAGAUGCAGAUCUACCUUUACAAUUCAGAUGACUUUGACAGCCUCAGCGCUGCCAUCAAGGAAAGACGCAUCAUUGCUGCCAUGGUCGUCUUCUUUGAGCUUGGGCAAAAAGACAAUCCAGCUGUAGAGCCCAUCAUUCAGGGAUUGAAAGGAGUAGUGCAUCAUGAAAAAGAGACCACCCUCAGGUCGUUCAUCUUGAGGGAUCUGCUGCCAUCGUCACUGAACAGUUAUUACCGAUACACCGGCUCUCUGACCACACCGCCCUGCAUCAAGGUAGUGGAGUGGAUCAUCUUCUCCAGGCCUGUCUAUCUGUCCCACUCACAGCUGGAGACUUUUUACUCCAUCUUUACAACGGAGCAACAGGACCACGUCAAGUCUGUCGAGUACCUCAGGAAUAACUUCCGGCCCCUGCAGGACUUGGACAAUAGGAAAGUCUUUAAGUCGGCUGUAAAAGAUGCAUGGCAGAAAGAUUUAACAGAAGUCCUGGGAGGCCCUCACAGCACGGAGGCUUCAAGAGUUUGCAGCAGUGCCCCAGUGAGCAUGAAGAUCAAGCCGCUGAACCAGUCAGCAUUGAUGGUGAGCUGGGAGCGCCCUAAGGCCGUUUACCACCCGCCCAUCACCAGCUACAUGGUCUCCUACAGCUGGGUGAGACAGGAUGUUGCUGACGAAAAGACCUUCACCAAGACUGGGGACCAGAGCAUGAAAGCCGUCAUCAUGAAUGUGUCCCCUGAUCUCCUGUACCUGUUCAGAGUGCAGGCAGUGUGUCCGCAUGACCUGCGCAGUGAUUUCAGUCAAACUCUGCUCUUUAGAGCUAAUACAACAAGAAUAUUUGAAGGGUCUCGUAUAGUGAAGACUGGGAUGCCCACAAUUUCUCCAGCGUCCUCGGCAGACAUGGCUCCCAUCAGCUCUGGUUCCUCUACUUGGACGUCCUCUGGCAUCCACUUCUCUAUUGUCUCUAUGGCAACGGGGAUGGGCCCCUCCUCUAGUGGCAGCCAGGCCACAGUGGCAUCAGUGGUGACGAGCACCUUGCUGGCAGGCUUGGGCGUGGGCGGAGGAGUCAUCUCCUCUUUGCCCAGCUCUGUUUGGCCCACAAAAGCACCCCAAGCCACGCAGAAACCCACCCGUCCAUCCAUCCCGCCUGCGAAGUCCAGCACCGAGCAGGCAGCGCCCCAGGGCUCCGAGACGGAUCGUCCGUCUGAGGAGAAGCAGGCUGCACAUGAGGACGAGGACGAGGAGAAGGAGGGGGAGCGAGAAGGAGAGCAGGAGGAGGGAGAGGAUGAGAAGAAGAGAAAGAACAAGACUGCACCUGAUAAUGAGGAAAAGCAAGCCAACAGCACUGUGGUCAAAGAGCCUUUAAUCCCCACCCCCGCGUCCACAGCCAAAGAGAAAGGAGAAGGGAUGCCUACAGUCGAAGGCACCACGGUACCGACCAGCACUGGUGAUGAUCAGUUGCUCAACGCAGAGAGGAAUUCCACAGAUGUAAAUGUGUUCUACACAGCGGACGCUCGUAAUGACUCGGCCGAGAUGCAGAUUCCCCAGAGCUUCACACUGUCUCCAAAGAUCAGUAGCGAUGGCAAGAGUCCCUGGCCUUUCUUUGUCCACACUGACAGAACCAUUUUGUCCAACGUGACCCGAACCCCUCACCCGGGGAUCGGCAGGAUGGUGUGGAUCGUCCCCUUGGUUGUGGUGUCUGCUCUCACUCUGCUCUGCCUCAUAAUGCUGCUGACUGUGAUGGUCUACUGGAGGAGGUUUUUCCAGACGGCUCACUUCUAUGUGGAGGAAAGCAGCUCUCCACGGGUGGUGGCCAAUGAGAAUAUACCAAUCAUCCCUAUACCAGACGACAUGGACGCCAUCCCCGUUAAGCAGUUUAUUAAACACAUCAUGGAGCUCUACAAGAACAACCUGCAAGGAUUUUCUGAGGAUUUUGAGGAGGUCCAACGCUCCACAGCAGACCUGAAAAUCACGGCAGAACACUCGAAUCAUCCCGACAACAAGCACAAAAACCGAUACAUCAACAUUGUGGCCUAUGACCACAGCAGGGUGAAAUUACGAGCUCUAGCGGGGAAAGAUGCCAAACAUUCGGAUUAUAUCAAUGCCAACUACGUGGAUGGCUACAACCGGCCCAGAGCUUAUAUCGCUGCUCAGGGACCUCUCAAGUCCACAUUUGAGGACUUUUGGAGGAUGGUGUGGGAGCAGAACACAGGAAUCAUCAUCAUGAUCACAAACCUGGUGGAGAAAGGGAGAAGGAAAUGUGACCAGUAUUGGCCAACAGAGAACAACGAGCAGUAUGGAAACAUUGUGGUGACCCCGAAAUGCACCAAAGUGCACGCCUGCUACACACUGCGGCGUUUCCUUAUAAGGAACACUAAAGUUAAAAAGGGUCAGAAGGGGAACCCAAAGGGGAAGCUAAAUGAGCGCAUCGUUAUCCAGUACCACUACACGCAGUGGCCUGAUAUGGGAGUACCGGAGUACACCCUCCCCGUCCUCACCUUUAUCAACCGCUCAUCAGCCGCCCGCGCUGCAGACAUGGGCCCUGUCCUGGUGCACUGCAGUGCAGGGGUUGGGCGCACAGGAACAUACAUCGUCAUUGACAGCAUGCUACAACAGAUCAAGGACAAAAGCACAGUCAGCGUCCUGGAUUUUCUCAAACAUAUCCGCACACAACGCAACUACCUAGUUCAGACUGAGGAGCAGUAUGUUUUCAUCCACGAUGCUCUGAUGGAGGCCAUCGUGAGCAGAGAGACGGAGGUGCCCGCUUGGCAGCUGCAUAGUUAUGUCAACAGCAUCCUCACGCCCAACUCGACAGGCCGCACGCUGCUGGAGAAGCAGUUCAGGCUGUUGACUCAGUGCAACUCACGCUUUGUGGAGUGCUUUAGUGCCCACAAAGACUGCAACAAGGAGAAGAACCGCAAUUCCUCAGUGGUUCCCUCGGAGCGAGCAAGGGUCGGACUCACCACUCUGCCUGGAAUGAAAGGAACAGAUUACAUUAAUGCGUCCUACGUCAUGGGUUACUUCAGGAGUAAUGAGUUCAUCGUUACCCAGCAUCCUUUGCCCCACACCACCACAGACUUCUGGAGGAUGAUUUGGGACCAUAACGCUCAAAUUAUUGUCAUGUUGGCUGAUAACCAGGGCUUGGCUGAGGAUGAAUUUGUCUAUUGGCCGAGUCGGGAGGAGGCCAUGAACUGCAUCGCCUUUACUGUCACGCUCAUCAGUAAGGACCGACUGUGCCUCUCCAACGAGGAGCAGAUCAUCAUCCACGACUUCAUCCUGGAGGCCACACAGGACGACUACGUUCUGGAGGUGAGACAUUUUCAGUGCCCUAAAUGGCCCAACCCCGAUGCUCCUCUCAGCAGCACCUUUGAGCUCAUCAGUGUCAUCAAGGAGGAGGCCAUGACUCGAGAUGGCCCCACCAUUGUGCAUGAUGAGUAUGGAGCUGUGUCAGCAGGCAUGCUGUGUGCCCUCAGCACCCUGUCCCAGCAGCUGGAGAACGAAGGGGUCGUCGACAUCUAUCAAGUGGCUAAGAUGAUCAAUCUCAUGAGGCCGGGAGUCUUCACUGAUAUUGAACAGUACCAGUACCUUUACAAAGCCAUGCUCAGCCUGGUCAGUAACAGAGAGUGCUGCCUGAGCCCCAUGGACACUAGCGGGGCGGUGGUGGUUGCAGACGAGUCGGACCCCGCCGAGAGCAUGGAGUCGCUCGUCUGAGGAAGUUCUCACCGGCACUUAAUUUGUAAAAACCAGAGAACUUUUCUGAGGCCUUUUUUUGCCAGACUAUUGAUUAAAUGAAUAACCUUAUUACUUUUUAUACUGAUACAAGUUUUUGAUAUUUAUGUUUUUGUCAUUUAUUUCUUGUUUUAAAUGUUAUCCUGCUGAGCGUUUGCACCUGUUUAAGUUGACGUGAAGAAAAAGCAGCUGUGUCCAGUUUGCACUAUACUAUCAGUGUUACUGCCUCUGUCCAGCGAGCGAAGACGCUUCACAAGUGAAUCGUGGCAUCACGACACAACCGACAUCUUUGGACCGCAUUGAGACAAACCUGAAGCAUGAAGACCAGGAUGAGUUGAAGUGAUCCACUUCCAGUAAUUUCUCAAAACAAAAACAUCACAUGACAAAGGUGCCCAGCACGCAUUUUUGUCACUUUGUUCCCUCAAUAAAACAAACUGUUUUGAGGCUCGGCUCCACCCGGUUUAAGCUCUCUAUCACAUCCUAAGAGACUUUUACCUUCUUAAUAUUCAUAUAUUGUCCAAAUAUUUCACUGAUGUCUUGUACAAUGUUAAAGUGUGUCACAAGAUUUUAUGUGAACAUGAAUUUCUUUUUACAGGGAUUUAUAUUGUUACAUUGUUAUAUAUCUCCUGAGCAGCCAACCAAUGUUUUUUUUUUUUAGUGCUCUUGCCUUUUUGUCCAAUAGCAGGGCAUAAAUUCAUGUUUUAUGAGAUUGUCAUGAUUUUUUCCAGCUUCUUAAACCUCAACUGUCAAAGCUCAACUGUUAACAUGUGUAGUGGGUAUCCGUAUUGACACAGUACAAUGUCGACAAAAAGUAUUCACCUGACACAAACUCCCAUGUUUUAGAGUUUCACAACAUUAAAUUGCAGUGGAUGAAAUUCUGAUAAUUCUUUUGAAUAGCUUUCUGGAUUUGAAAAUGUAUGCAGUUUAUCACAUUUUCCACAUGGGUCUGAGUGAACAGCAAAGUGUCAUGUCCUGUCACUCAUUCGAGACCUAACUGAGGUCUUCAGACUAGAUGUCUCCAUGGCAUUAUCAUUAUGUCUUUUAACCCUUGUGUUGCCUUCGGGUCAAUUUGACCCGAUUCAAUGUUUCACCCUCCUGUCGCCUUCGGGUCAAUAUGACCCGAUUCAAUGUUUAACCCUCCUGUUACCUUUAUAUUUCCUAACAUAUUUUACCCUUGAGGUCAAUACGACCCCAGCUAUUAAAAUCUCCAGAAAAUUAUUAGAAUUAAUAUUGUUUUCCAAGUUUAAGUGUGAGGUACUUUAUGUUUGUUUGUUGACUCCCGAAAGAACACCGACAUUAAACAUUGUAUCGGGUCAAAUUGACCCGAAGGCGACAGGAGGGUUAAAUAUUGAAUCGGGUCAAAAUGACCCGAAGGCAACACAAGGGUUAAGACAUUCCUAUGUAGCUGUGGCUUCAUAUUUGGAGUUAUUGGUUUGAUGAAAAAUGUAAUCUUGCAGUUCUCCGACAUGGAGAACUGCUAGAUUGCUUUAUAUUUGACUGGCUGUUGGAGAGAAGCGUCCUCACCAGGCCAGAGGAUGAUACACUCCUCUCGUGGGACCUCUUUAGGGUCUCACUUGUUGCCCUUCUUCUUAAAACACUGAGAUUUUAAGGCAGAUUUCUAGAACUAUGCCAUACUCCUUUCAUUUUUAUAAUCUUAUUAGGGAUAUCCAGUGCCUUGGAAACGUUCUUAUGUCCCUCCCCAGUUUAGUACUCUUCAGUAAACUUAGAUUUGUUUGUUUUCGUGGUGCAUUUUUGGCCAGGACAUUGAAUUUAUGGCUGGAUUACACACAGUUACACACUCCAUUCCACUUUUAAUAUAGUAAUAUUUCUGAAAUCAAUUGUUUUAUGAUUUUUUACAAGUCUUACUUAGUUUGCAGCGUUUUAUUUUGAUCAGUGUAGAGUAAAGAUAUCCUAAUCACAUCCACUGUGACUCAAAGUUAGAAAUACAUAAAACAUAAAAAAGUGAAUACUUUUUAAUAGGCACUGUGGUUUCUUGUUUGGGGGGAGGGGGAGGGGGGGUUGAUGCUUGAUUUGUAACCAAAGAUGUGGUUCUAGUUUGCGACAUGUAAGUGGUUUUGUCUUGAGAUCUAUUUAAUCAACUAGAAUUUAAAAUGAAGAUGGUUAACUCUUCCAGUGCAUAUUACCGCUGUCAGAGGUGUGAACUGAACAAGAGUUAAGCAUGUUUCUGUUCCUCACCUCGCAGUAAAUAACCAGAGUACAAGAUUAAAAAAUUCAGACUGUAAAAUAUAUUUUAUUUGGGCUGAUAUUCUGUCUCGGCCCCAUUUUGUGACUAUUAAUUACAUACCCUUUUCAACCCUGAACAUCCCUCUCUCUUGAUUGAUUUAUGUGUAUCCUGAUACUCUGUGAUGUACUCACUGGUAUAAAAAAUAAAUAAAUAAACACUUCUCUGACAAAGGGGAGUUUGCUAAUGUCAGUAAAACAUCUCCAACAUUUGGAGACAAAAGUCCAGAUUGCUGAUCACUUAGCUCUGCAACAAAAUGAAUUCCAACGUCCUUUCUGUUUGAUAUUUCUAUGCUCGUGGAGUACUGUGGUUGCACACUAUUGCUUCAAAAAACAAUUAUCUUCGACUUUAAUGUAAUCUUUGUGAUCAUAGAAGUUUAUAUUUUCAUACAAAUAUUUGGUUUGUAUAGUGGCCCUGUAAAAGAUUGUACUUUUUGGGAAUUUUGCUAACCAAAUCCUUACGGCAGAUUCCCCAGUCAUACCUGCCCCUCUGAGGUCCAUGCUGAUAUUUAAAUAAGACAUCUCCUGACAUGUCCUCAAUGGUCCAGGGGUCCAGUGUGUUCGCCUCAGUGCAUUUCUGCCAGGUUGGUAGUGAAGUCUAUUUUGUAACUUAAAUAAAAAAAUAAAAUGGUUUUAUCCAUAUCACAUGUUUAUAUGAUACUAUCAUAGCCAUAUAUUCUAUGAUGUUGUCAUAUACCAUAUUAUAGUGUUAUUUAAUAGAUAAACUGUAUUGCUAUUCAUGAAAUAAAGUUUGGGUUUGGGUGCACAGCAUCUGUAUUACAUGGAA
Pseudoliparis swirei is the source of this 7789-nucleotide messenger RNA. It is a transcript of the gene ca16b, whose product is annotated as carbonic anhydrase XVI b. The transcript has 29 exons. Gene Ontology annotation, biological process: protein dephosphorylation. NCBI's taxonomy places the organism in Eukaryota, Metazoa, Chordata, Actinopteri, Perciformes, Liparidae. The coding region runs from base 526 to 4743 and encodes 1405 amino acids. The record is from RefSeq and is a predicted model, not a curated record. Gene Ontology annotation, molecular function: protein tyrosine phosphatase activity; protein binding.